Messenger RNA from Penicillium alfredii, 1236 nucleotides. Its product is annotated as tyrosinase family protein. Gene Ontology annotation, molecular function: oxidoreductase activity. The transcript is spliced from 3 exons. The coding region runs from base 1 to 1236 and encodes 411 amino acids. The record is from RefSeq and is a predicted model, not a curated record. Lineage: Eukaryota; Fungi; Ascomycota; Eurotiomycetes; Eurotiales; Aspergillaceae.
AUGGUCGCGUUCAAGGUUCUCACGCUGGGACUUAUAGUCUCACAGGCCUACGCCACGUUCACCCUGCAAAAGCCCUCAAACGCCCAUUUGCAAGGCCUGCCCACGUCUGCCUCGCCCUCGUGGCCAGCCGCAUCGCACCAACUCGACCUUCUGCACGAGGCCGCGCUCCGUGUCGCCAACCACACCAUCGGCCAAGAUUCCGUGAGCCACAAUCGCGGGACCUGCACCGCCAAGAACCUGCGCGUUCGUCGCGAUUGGCGCGCAUUCUCCGCGCCCGACAAGAAGGCCUUUAUCAAGUCGGUGCGCUGUCUGCAACAACUGCCGGCCCGCACGCCCAAGCAUGUGGCGCCGGGGGCGCGGACUCGUUAUGAUGACUUUUUGGCUACGCAUAUCAACCAGACUCAGCAGAUUCACUACACGGGUACCUUCUUGGCCUGGCACCGUUACUUCAUUUUCGAGUUUGAACAGGCGCUGCGCAGCGAGUGCCACUACACCGGUGAUUACCCGUACUGGGUGUGGGGCGCUGAUGCCGGUGGGAUGGAAAAGUCCGAGGUAUUCGAUGGCAGCAACACGUCAAUGUCGGGCAACGGAGCCUACAUCCCAAACCAGAAGCACGUCAAGCUCCUUCUGGGCAAGUACGCACCGAUCGACCUGCCACCGGGCACCGGCGGCGGGUGCGUAACCAGCGGCCCAUUCAAGGACUACAAGGUCAACAUGGGACCCGCGGCACUGUCGUUGCCCGGCGGGAACGUGUCCACCUCGAAGAACCCGCUCGCCUACAACCCGCGAUGCCUGAAGCGGUCUCUGACCACCGAGCUGCUGCAGCGGUACGCGAACUACACGUCGACGGUGCGCCUGAUUACCGAGAAUGACAACGUGUGGAACUUCGAGAUGGCUAUGCAGGGCAUCCCCGGUAGCGGAUCGAUUGGCGUGCACGGCGGCGGCCACUACUCCAUGGGCGGCGACCCCGGCCGCGACGUCUACACCAGCCCCGGCGACCCCGCGUUCUGGCACCACCACGGCAUGAUCGACCGCGUGUGGUGGAUCUGGCAGAACCUUGAUCGGAAGCACCGUCUGCAUGACAUCUCGGGUACUGGCACUUUCAUGAACAACCCGCCCUCACCCAACACUACGCUCGACACGGUGAUUGAUAUCGGCCAUGCUAAUGGCGGGCCUAUUGCCAUGCGCGAGCUGAUGAGCACGACUGAUGGACCUUUCUGUUACGUGUAUAUUUAA